UCCGGGAACGUGUUAGCGGAAAACGUCUUUUUCAAUCGUUUGAAAGGCGUAUCCCAGAAGCGUUACUUAAGAAGUUUUUUUUUCUUCUUCAAUUUAUUACCUUUGAAAGGUUUGCAGAAUUUGUUUUUAGCAUUUGGCAAAGUCGAAACAUUUGUUUGUAGCGUGACGAUCUGAUAAGACGGCGUAACAAAGAGUCUGACCCUAAAACAAGGAAGAGACGUAAGCAUGGACAAGGACCUUGUGUGGGCCCUGAAAAAUGGAGAUCUGGAUGCCGUUAAAGAUCUCCUUGCAAAGGAUGAAGAUGUAAACCGGACAUUGGAAGGUGGCAGAAAGCCACUACAUUAUGCUGCUGAUGGAGGGCAUAUUGAAACACUGGAAUUUCUUCUUUCUCUAGGUGCAGAUAUUAAUGCAUCUGACAAAUAUGGUAUAACUCCUCUCCUUUCGGCUACCUAUGAGGGUCACCUAGAAUGUGUCAGACUUCUGGUUUCUAAGGGUGCUGACAAAGAAAAAAAAGGACCUGAUGGCAAGAAGGCAGUUGAAGUUACAGAGUGUGCCGAUAUAAAAGCCCUCCUAAAAUGAGAAUGUAUUACAUUUUUCUUUUGAGGAAAGAAUUGGUGGAUUAAUACUACUUCUGUGGCCUCAAGCUGAUGCCUAUCCUUGCUUGUCUGUUGCUGUCUCCUUUUAUAUUCAAUUGUUUGACAACACAAGGACCAAAAAGGAAGUUGAAAAAUUUUUAAUGGGGGGAAAAAUGAUUGCAACUAAUACAAUAUAAAAUGUACUUAGAAUGAAUGCAUAUGAAACAAAUGAUAAACAUUUAUUUUCAGGAAAAAUAUACCUGUAGUAAGGUUAAAAUGCACCUGAACAGUGUAUAAUUAGGAAAUUAUUUAAAAA
Molecule: messenger RNA, 891 nt
Organism: Erpetoichthys calabaricus (reedfish)
Lineage: Eukaryota; Metazoa; Chordata; Cladistia; Polypteriformes; Polypteridae
Gene: mtpn
Product: myotrophin
Biological process (GO): regulation of barbed-end actin filament capping
Cellular component (GO): nucleus; cytoplasm
Molecular function (GO): protein binding
Source: RefSeq, a predicted model, not a curated record